GGAUCAGCGAGAAAGUGGCAGGAGGCCCCUUCAGCACGAAGAAUAGCACUGAACUUUUUCCAUCGAGAACAGCGAGUGCUGAUCCGGCUGCUCCGCCAAGGGAAAACGCUCAUCCCACCGAGACAGGUGUGACAAGCGUAAGUGCACAGCAGUCGUCCAUGCUAACUUUGAGCAACGAAACCAGCAGUGGCACGACAGGCGUCAUCAUUACCAAGGAACAACAAGAGCAGGGAGGUCAGCGUCAGCAGCACGACCUUGAUGAGGACGACGGAUGGAAUUGGAGCGAUGAUGAUGAAGAUGCUUUGGUGGCGCAGGACAACAUGAAGACACUGAGCAGCGCUAGCGGGACGAACAAGAGUAAAGAUAACGUUUCCGUUCCUGCUGUGUUGCAGCAAGAAGAGGAAGUUGAUGGAGGCGGGGAAAUACAGGCUUCUGCUGCACUAUUUCCCCAGGAUAAGGAUGAUGUGAGUGCUGCUGUUGAAAAGGUUAUGGAUGUCGAACAACAAGUCGAUCUCUCCUUUAAAAGAACAAGAGUUGCAGACGAUGCAUUUGUUUGGGAAGAUGAGGACGAAAGUGGUUUGCCACCAACUACUUCUCCCGUUAUUUCACCUCGUGUAGGUGUAGAAGAACAACUGCGACAGCAGGAGCAGUCCUCCCGUGUAGAACAACAACAACAGCAACAACAUCAACAGCAAGGGCGUGCUUGUGCAACUAGGGACGAGCUAGCAGGGCCAGCUCUUUCAUCUUCUCGAAUACCACCGGCUAACGAGGAGAAAACGAAGCCGGCACAUGAAGAAGUAGACGACGACGAAAUGUCAUGGUUGGAUCAGGGUGACAGCGUCGAAUUUCACCCCGCACACCAGCAUGCACAACCGAAGCAGGACGUCGAGCAACAGAAAAUGAACCAAGCACUUGACUCAUUCGCAAAGUCUUCCGUAGUUGUCGACGAGACUCUGCAUGUCGUCGCGAAGAUCAGGACAACAUCACCAAAGGAGAAAGACGCAGUACUAGUAGAGGAGAGUGUCGUAAAAACAAUAAGUCCGAAGAUGUUGUCGUCAAAAGAAGAUGGUGUAACAAAAAGUGAAUUAAGUAGUUGUGCAGGAGACGACAGGGACAAUUUCCCAGGAGAUUCAUCUAGACGCAUCGCAAAUGUAGUUGGUGCGAACCCGUUGCUUUCAGGCACCGUUGCUGACCUACUCGCGCUCGAUGAUGAGGAGGAAGAUUUACCUUGGGAACAAGAAACCGAGAUGCAAAAAGAACAAUUUUCACAACAAGAUGUGUCUUCAGGUACAGGAACGAAGAAAGCGACAUCAAAUGCAGCCGUUCUCCAAGAUGCAUCAUUUGCAUUUCCUUCACCGGCAGCGUCCUCAGGGUUUGAUUUCGAUGACGAUGUGGGAGCGAUUCUUGCAGGAGCAGGUAUGGAGGAUCCAGAACCACUGUCAUUGAGUAUCGACGCCGGGCCGCUUCCAUGGGAAAUGGACGAUAUCGAGGAUCCUUCGCCUUCGUCUCCCCCAGCAGCAGCUGUGGCAAAGCAAGCAAGUCCUUCACCCAUCGUUCCUAUUUCAGGAGUUACAUCAGGG
Messenger RNA from Amoebophrya sp. A25, 1580 nucleotides. NCBI's taxonomy places the organism in Eukaryota, Dinophyceae, Syndiniales, Amoebophryaceae. The record is from the annotation of a GenBank genome assembly.